Sinocyclocheilus grahami is the source of this 501-nucleotide messenger RNA. Its product is annotated as protein RRP5 homolog. Gene Ontology annotation, cellular component: small-subunit processome; nucleolus. The record is from RefSeq and is a predicted model, not a curated record. The transcript is spliced from 3 exons. Gene Ontology annotation, biological process: rRNA processing. Gene Ontology annotation, molecular function: protein binding; RNA binding. NCBI's taxonomy places the organism in Eukaryota, Metazoa, Chordata, Actinopteri, Cypriniformes, Cyprinidae. The annotation marks the transcript as partial.
AUGGCAACUUCCUGCUACGACAGCACCAGAGCGACGCUGCAAAUGCCCUUCUGCAGAGGGCGCUGCAGAGCCUGUCAAAUAAAGAACCCUGUGAAAAAGUCCCGUAAAGAGCUGAAGCAGAAGCAGAAGCAACAGAACGCGGAGCAGCAGCUCAGCAAGCUGGAGGCGGAGCUCAUGGACACGUCCGUGUGUCCGGACAGCACAGCAGUGUUUGAGCGUCUGCUCCGGACAGCUCCCUCCUCUGGCUGCAGUACAUGGCCUUCCAUCUGCAGGCCACGCAGAUCGAGCAGGCGCGCGGUCGGCGAGAGAGCCCUCAAAACCAUCUCCUUCAGAGAGGAGCAGGAGAAGCUGAAUGUGUGGGUGGCCAUGCUAAAUCUGGAGAACAUGUACGGGACACAAGAAAGCUUGCAGAAAGUCUUUGAACGGGCCAUCCAGUACUGUGAACCUCUUCCAGUGUUCCAGCAGCUAGCCGACAUUUACGCCAAGUCGGACAAGAUCAAA